This is a messenger RNA of Scleropages formosus (Asian bonytongue), 2620 nucleotides long. RefSeq lists its product as uncharacterized. Gene Ontology annotation, cellular component: nucleus; cytoplasm. Lineage: Eukaryota; Metazoa; Chordata; Actinopteri; Osteoglossiformes; Osteoglossidae. Gene Ontology annotation, biological process: phosphatidylinositol phosphate biosynthetic process; inositol phosphate biosynthetic process. Bases 198 to 2282 code for a protein of 694 amino acids. Gene Ontology annotation, molecular function: inositol hexakisphosphate kinase activity. The transcript has 8 exons. The record is from RefSeq and is a predicted model, not a curated record.
CCAUUAUGCAAAACACACUCUGAACAGGGGAGUGGAGCGCAAAGCUGGGAGGAAAAGACAGGAAAAUAAGAAGACCAGGAGUGAGUGGAGUUUCAUAAAGACAGCAGACGAAUGGUUUCGCGCAGCACAGGAGCGAGAAUACAGCCAGAAAUGCUGGAACGGGUGGCGCGUCUGUGUUCCUGAAUGGCCGUGGAAGAAUGGAGGGCCCUUCCUCAAGCACAGUUCUGGAGGAGGAGUGGGGAGAUGGACACAAAGAAAGGGAGGCAGAGCAAACUGGAGGGUGUGAGAGCAGUGAAGAGACAAACCGCGAUGUUCUUACACCUGAUCCCUAUGAACGAGCCACCCGGAGCUCUCCAGCUCCCGAUGUGAAAGUGGAACCAUGUAAGGUGAGGCCAAAGCUUUGCACUAUGAGGACCACCUUCAUCUCUCGUGGGAAGCGUGGGCCAAAUUCAGGACCAGGGACCAAUAACAUGCUAGACAGGUCAUCUGAAGAAAAGGCACUAAGUGCUGCUGUGGAUCCAAAGGACAACAAAGCGAUGGAUCAUAAUGAGGAAAGGGCAGAGGGAGAGCAGACAGGAAAGGAGGGAGGAGGGGAGUGUUUGAAAGAGAGAGACAACGGGGAGGACAUGGAGACGGAAAGAAGAGGUGGCGAGAGGGAGGUUGCGUGUCAUGUAAAUGCUGAGGACGUGGAGAGAUGGAAAGGGAGAAGGAGGGUGCGGCUGGGUGGGAGCGGAGAAGGAGAAGCAAAUGAGAUGAAGAGGUUUGAGACGGACAGAGAGAGACGAAAACAGUGGAUUAGAAGAGACAGGAGACUCGAGAGCGACAUCCCGGAGGGAAAUGGGCAGGCCGAGGAAGCGGGCUCCGAGGUGCAGCCGGACCACAGGCUGGAGCGGAGGGGCUCCAUCCGGCGCACCAUCCUCUCCCACAUGUUCAUGCACUCCUCCGCCUCGUCGUCGUCCUCCUCCUUCAACUGCUCUUCCGCCGAGAGCGAUGCCGAAGUCUUCAGCGAAGGAGAGGAGGCGAGAACCAAGGCCCAGGACGCGGGGCCCAAGAAGAAGACUCGCUCCUGGAGGACGUUCCUCACCAUGAUGCAGUGGUCAGCGCGCCGGCAGAGUUCCUGGGUGCAGCUGGCAGGACACCCAGGCAACUUCCAUCCCAGCGAAGGCGGCGAGGUGCUGAAGAGGUACAACGCUGUGGAAAACACCUGCCUGGAGGUCCUCAUGAGUGACGCCCUGCGCCAGUUUGUCCCGCAGUACUACGGCCUCGCCAGCAGGGGGGAGGACAGCUACAUGCGCCUGGAGGACUUGCUGAGUGGGCAGAUCUGUCCUGUCAUAAUGGACUGCAAAAUGGGUGUCCGCACCUUCCUGGAGGAGGAGCUCAUGAAGGCCCGGCACAACCCCAGCCUGCGCAGCGACAUGUACCAGAAGAUGGUGAAAGUGGACCCGUCGGCACCCUCCGAGAAGGAGCACGCUCAGAAGGCUGUGACGAAGCAGCGCUACAUGCAGUGGAGGGACAACGUGAGCUCCACCUCGACGCUGGGCUUCAGGAUAGAGGGGAUCACGACGGAAAACGGCAAGGUGCUGCGGGACUUCAAAAUGACUCAAACGUCAGCCCAGGUGGCUGAAGCCCUUCUCUCCUUCACAAAUAAACAGCCGAGCAUUCUGGAGGCGUAUCUAUCCAGGCUCAGUGCUCUACACGAAGCUCUCAAAGAGUCUGAGUUCUUCAGGACGCACGAGAUUAUUGGCAGCUCGCUUCUCUUUAUCCAUGACCGCACAAGCAGAGCCAACAUAUGGAUGAUAGAUUUCGGGAAAACGCUCCCUGUUCCCUCUGGGUUACAUCUCGGGCAUGACAUACCAUGGACUGAGGGCAAUCGGGAAGAUGGAUACCUUAUUGGUCUGACCACACUGACCUCGAUGGUGACGAAGGCCCUUGAACAGUCUCAGGGAACAGGCUUGAGCAGCUGCGCUGUGGAACCUGAACGCAAACCGCAGACACAGACCUGGUCAAUGUCAAGGGAAGUCAUACCGAAGAGCCCUCGGCUACCAUUGCUGGAAGAGUCCGACUCAAAGGACACUGGUCUAGAGGAGGUGUUGAGUGGUGACCUUCUAGGAUCCAGUGCAACUAGACCAGAGUGCAAGCUGGAGUGCUCCACAUUCCUAACAUCCCUCGAGUACAUCGCUACCCAAAGCCUCCAGAGUAACUCUGUGCCAGAGUCACAUGCCGAAAAUUCUUUGCCGCCAAAUGGAAACAUCCUACGUACCGCAAGCAUGGAUGUGGACUAAAGGUCACGUGAUAGGACUGAGAACAUCACUGACACAUCCUUAACAUAGCAGCAAAGCUGGACUUUGAAAAUCUCUCGGGUAAGAGCUGGUCAAGAAACCAAAAGAUAUUUUAGCUUUCCAGUAUAACUGAAAGAGAACCUGUGCUGGACCACAGAAAUGGGGCCUACAAUUGGUCUUUGCACCUGUGAAUUAGACUAAACAGAUGUUGAGGCACUGAGAUCAGUGUGAUUUUGCAGCUCAAAUGACAGUAUUAUGCAUUAGGUCGACAGCCUAAAUGAAGAAAACUGAUUGAAGUCCGUCCAUCCAGUUUCAAUAAUUGCUUGUCCUGAGCAGGGUCA